Molecule: messenger RNA, 3239 nt
Organism: Antechinus flavipes (yellow-footed antechinus)
Lineage: Eukaryota; Metazoa; Chordata; Mammalia; Dasyuromorphia; Dasyuridae
Gene: SP7
Product: Sp7 transcription factor
Exons: 1
Coding region: 700-1938 (412 amino acids)
Biological process (GO): regulation of transcription by RNA polymerase II
Molecular function (GO): DNA-binding transcription factor activity, RNA polymerase II-specific; RNA polymerase II cis-regulatory region sequence-specific DNA binding
Source: RefSeq, a predicted model, not a curated record
GGGACCACAAGGGUAUACUCAACUUUGAGAAGACAGCGUUUAUUAAGUGCUUACUGGGUAGUAGACACUGCGCUAGAUGCUGGAGAUAUAAAAAGAUAAAAAUAUCAUCCUUUCCCUCAAAGGGUUCACUUUCAAAUCAAGUAAAUAACAUGUAUAUCCUAGCUAUGUAUAGUCAAAGGGACAAGACAGGCACUCCGGGGGAUAAGAGACAUGACUGGGAACGGCUUCCUGCCACAGGUGGGAUUCUGGUGACACUAGAAGAAAGCCAGGGAAGCUAGGAGGCUGAGGGGGGAAGGGAGAGCAGAGUGAGGAGAAGGAAUAAUGUGUGAGGGAACGGCAAGAAGAUCAGGGUUGUUGGAGCAUUUAUAGAAGGGAGUAACCUGGAAAAAGACUAAAAAAGAACAUUGUGACCAUCUUUGGAAGCCAGAAGAAUCUGUAUUUUAUUUUGGACGUACAAGGAAAGGCAGUAAAAUUGACUGGGUGGUGGGUGUGGGACAUGGGCUGACCUGGCCCUCAGGGAGCUCCUUCAGGCAGCUGAGAGGAGGGUGGAUUUGAGUAGAGAGAGGAGGCAGGAGAUCACUAAGCGUGGAACUUGGGCUCAGGUACAGCCUUGCUCUUGGCUCCUGUCCUGGGUCCAUUGACUCAUGGCCAUCUUCCUCUCUACAGGAGGAAGCACACUAUGGCUCCAGCCCGUUGGCAAUGCUGACUGCAGCCUGCAGCAAGUUUGGCAGCUCCAGUGCUCUCCCAGACUCAGCUACUGCAAGCAAAGCAGGUGCAAAGAAGUCGUACCCUUCGGGCAGUGAACUUUCUGCCUCCAAAACCAUGGGCGAUGCUUAUCCAGCUCCGUUUGCAGGCACUAAUGGCCUCCUUUCCUCCACAGCCAGUCCUCCGGCCCCAGCUUCAGGUUAUACCAAUGACUAUACCCCUUUCUCUCACUCUUUCCCCGGACCCACAAGCACCCAGGAUCCUGGGCUACUGGUGCCCAAGGGGCAUGGCUCUCCCGACUGCCUACCCAGUGUCUACACUUCCCUGGACAUGACACACCCCUAUGGCUCAUGGUAUAAGGCAGGAAUUCAUGCGGGCAUCUCCCCUGGCCCUGGCAACACACCUACCCCGUGGUGGGACAUGCACCCGGGGGGCAACUGGCUAGGUGGUGGGCAAAGCCAGAGUGAUGGCUUGCAAGGGACGCUCUCCACCGGUCCAACUCAAACUCCACUCAACCCCCAGCUACCCAGCUACCCUUCUGAAUUUGCUCCACUCAACCCUGCCCCCUACCCAGCUCCCCAUCUUCUCCCUCCUGGACCCCAACAUGUCCUGCCCCAGGAUGUUUACAAACCUAAGGCUGUGGGCAACGGGGGGCAGAUAGAAGGAGGUGGUGGGAAUAAGCCUUCUCGGGGUGCAGGUACAGGAGGCAGUGGGGCUUAUGGGGGUGGGGGGGCUGGGCGGUCCACAUGUGAUUGCCCUAACUGCCAAGAGCUAGAGCGGUUGGGGGCAGCGGCUGCUGGGCUGAGGAAGAAGCCCAUCCACAGCUGCCAUAUUCCCGGCUGCGGCAAAGUCUAUGGGAAAGCUUCACACCUGAAGGCCCACCUUCGCUGGCACACAGGAGAGAGGCCCUUUGUCUGCAACUGGCUUUUUUGUGGCAAGAGGUUCACCCGAUCAGAUGAAUUGGAACGGCACGUCCGCACUCACACCCGAGAGAAGAAAUUCACCUGCCUGCUUUGCUCAAAGAGAUUCACCCGAAGUGAUCACCUGAGCAAACAUCAGCGCACCCAUGGCGAGCCCGGUCCUGGACCCCCUUCUUCCGGCCCCAAAGAACUGGGGGAGGUUCGGGGAGCAGAGGAGGAAGGCACUCAGGCCCCUAGGCCAACAGCUUCACCCAUACCGUCUGAGAAAGCCCCAGGAGGCAGCCCGGAGCAAAGCAGUCUGCUGGAGAUUUGAAUCGAGAGGGCCCUACCCAGUUGCCCAUACUCUGUAGCUUGCCUUAGUCCCUUUCCCCAUUGCUGGUCCCUUACUUCCCUUGCUACCUCUUCUGUUUUCCCUUAUUUGCUCACCACACUCCCCAAGCUCUGACCCAAUGUGUCCCCGAGCCCCUAAUUUGUCCUCCACCUCCUCUCACUCUACUCCACCUAGUAUUGACAUAUUCUGUAAGUGGUCCUUCCCAACUAGUUUACUCUUUCUUCCUCUCCCUCAUUUUAACCUUGUUUUUCCCUCAUUCCUCCAAACUCACCAUUUGUCUCAGAUCUCACUGUCCUUUCUUUUAUCCUCCCUUCCAAUAUUGCCCCAUUCUUUCCCCUGCAUUAUCCCCACCCAAUUCCUUAUCCUAGCUUACCAAACUGUAGUCGGUGGCUCUCCCCUAGCCUGAAUUUCUUCUGGUCUCCCACCUGAAUUUCCAUACAUUCACUUACAGUGGGAGAUUAACCAGGGGCCUAUGAUCAAUUGAGUCUUCUACAGGGGUUGAACAGGGAUCCAUUCAUUCCAUCUAACCUCUCAUUAAUUCAUCCAGCUAAUGUCUAUUUGGGCACCUACUAUGAGUGUGGUAUUGUGCUAGGUGCUUCUGCUUGGUCCUCUAAUCUCUGAUUUGCUACGUUUCUAAAGUGUUUACUUCUUUAAAACUCUGGCAUUAUCAACUCAAGUUCCUCCCCUUCCCCCCCCCCAUUUCUCCUUAAUUCCAUUUGCUAUUCCCUAUACUCUCCCAAUCUUUUACUUCAUUGCUUCACUUUCACAACUUUUCCCCCUUUUAUAAACACAACAAUAAUAAUGAUAAUUUAUUGUCCUCUGGGUGCCCCUCUUUAGGAGCAAAAACCUAGGAGGUGGGGUUAAUUGCCUAAUAGGGAGUGGGAUGGGGACCAAUCCCAGCGGUGGGGUGACCUCCAAAAUGAGGGAAGCUGCUGCCAAGUUUAUGCAUAUUAAACCCACCCUGUGAAUGGAGAAUAAUGAAUAGUGAUAAUUAAUAAUAAUUCUAUUUAUCUAAGUUAUGAUGACGGGUCAGGCAGUACUAGACCAGGGAUAAGUAGGGGUCUGCCUCUGCUAAGGGAGAGCCCAGUAGCAAGUCUUUGCUUCCAGAUGGGUUGACUACAUUGAUCUCUCUUUCUCUCUCUCUGUCUCUCUCUCUCUCUCUUCCCCCUAACAAUCUCAGUCAGUGGGGACUUUGCUAAUGACAUCUCCUUUAGUCUCAAUUUAUGAGGUUUCUCUGUAAUUGUGGUCUAUUCUUAAUGAAUGGGAUUUCUCUUUUUAUGGAA